Acanthamoeba castellanii str. Neff is the source of this 1773-nucleotide messenger RNA. RefSeq names its product Endomembrane protein 70 subfamily. Bases 1 to 1773 code for a protein of 590 amino acids. Gene Ontology annotation, cellular component: membrane. Gene Ontology annotation, biological process: protein localization to membrane. The transcript is spliced from 8 exons. Lineage: Eukaryota; Discosea; Longamoebia; Acanthamoebidae. The record is from RefSeq and is a predicted model, not a curated record.
AUGGAAGGCCGCAGAUUGCGCUCACGGCGAACCUUCCUCACACUCGUGCUCCUGUUCUGCGCCCUUUCUCCAUUCGUGGUGAGGGCUGAUGAAGAUAACUACGAAUACAAGGAUGGCGAGGUGAUCCCCUUCUUGGUAAACACGAUCGGCCCCUACGCCAAUCCCUCGGAAAUCUAUGGCUACUACUCUCUUCCCGUGUGCGCUCCACCCAAGGAGCAGCGCUCUCCUGACCGAACCUUCAACUUGGGCGAGAGCCUCGAAGGUGAUGAAUUCAAAAAGUCUCUCUACGUGCUCAAAUUCAAAGUGGAGGAGAAGGAUAAGCCCCUGUGCAGCAAGCAAUUCACCGUCGAAGAGGUGACCCGCCUCAAGAAGGCCAUCGAGGAAUACUACUACUUCGAAUUGCUUUGCGAUGACCUGCCUGUUCACGGCUUUAUCGGCACUGUGGACGGAGACAAGCACUACCUCUUCACGCACGUCCAGUUCAACGUCCUCUAUAACAAGAAUCAGGUCAUCGCGGUAAACGUGACGUCCGACCUGCGCAAGGUGGUAGAGCUGAACGAGCUGACGCCCAACGAGCAGUCGGUGCAUUUCACCUACGCCGUCAAGUGGCACGAGACCGACACGCCCUUCGAGGACCGUGUCUACCUGCCCUCGCUCUUCUUCAACUCGGAGAUGGAGAUCCACUGGCUGUCGAUCAUGAACUCGUUCGUGCUGGUGAUCCUCCUCACCGGCUUCCUCUCGAUCAUCAUCAUGCGCGUCCUCAAGAGCGACUACUCGCGCUACAACGAGGAGGAGGCCGACGAAGAGGACUACGGCUGGAAGCUGGUGCACGGCGACGUCUUCCGCUUCCCUCCCGCCAAGAACCUCUUCUGCGCCAUGGUGGGCACCGGCGCCCAGUUCCUCUGUAUCGCCGCCGGCCUGCUCCUCCUGGCCCUCGUGGGCAUGUUCUACCCCGGCUCCCACGGCUCGCUCUACACCGCCACCAUCGUCCUCUACGCCCUCACCUCCGCCGUCGCCGGCGGUGUUUCCGCCCGCCUCUUCCGACAGAUGCAGGGCCAAAAGUGGUCGUGGAACAUUCUUCUCUGCGCGUCUCUCUUCGCCGUUCCUUUCCUCUCCGUGUUCACCUUCGUGAACAGCACGGCGCUUUCGUAUGGCACCACGACUGCCAUCUCCUUCUGGGCCGUGGUCACCGUGUGCCUCAUCUGGGUCUUUGUGGGCCUGCCCCUGACCGUCUUUGGCGGCAUUGCCGGAAGGAGGCUCGGCGCCACCGAGUUCGCUGCCCCGUGCCGCACCAAGAUGGCCCCGAGGCAAAUUCCCUCCAUUCCGUGGUAUAGGCAAGCUCCCGUGCAGAUGAUCAUGGCCGGUUUCCUUCCGUUCUCGGCCAUCUACAUCGAGCUGUACUACAUCUACACGUCCGUGUGGGGCCACAACUCCUACACGCUCUGGGGAAUUCUCGCUCUCGUCUUCCUGAUUCUCAUCGUCGUGACGGCGUGCAUCACCAUCGCCCUCACCUACUUCCAGCUGUCCAUGGAGGACUACAGGUGGUGGUGGCGCUCUUUCGCCAGCGGCGGAUCGACUGGCGUCUUCAUCUUUGUCCACUCCUUCUUCUACUACGCCUACAGGUCGAAGAUGCACGGUUUCUUGCAGCUGUCGUUCUACUUUGGCUACAUGUCUCUGGUCUCGUGGUUCUUCUUCGUGAUGCUUGGCACCGUGGGCUGGUGGUCGGCCCUCGUCUUCGUGAGGAACAUCUACAGGAACAUCCACGUCGACUAA